Messenger RNA from Poecilia latipinna (sailfin molly), 7112 nucleotides. RefSeq names its product MET proto-oncogene, receptor tyrosine kinase (gene met). Gene Ontology annotation, molecular function: ATP binding; semaphorin receptor activity; transmembrane receptor protein tyrosine kinase activity. Gene Ontology annotation, cellular component: plasma membrane; semaphorin receptor complex. The record is from RefSeq and is a predicted model, not a curated record. NCBI's taxonomy places the organism in Eukaryota, Metazoa, Chordata, Actinopteri, Cyprinodontiformes, Poeciliidae. Gene Ontology annotation, biological process: regulation of cell migration; protein phosphorylation; cell surface receptor protein tyrosine kinase signaling pathway. The transcript is spliced from 21 exons. Bases 315 to 4577 code for a protein of 1420 amino acids.
UGUGAGCGGAGCAGCGACUCUCUGCUGGAUGCAGUCGGUCAGAGCUGACUCUCACGCGUUACAACAGCAGAUCGCCUGACUGUGUUUCACUUGUUGGAAAACGAGCAGAUCAGUGAGACCGAAGUUUUUCCUUUUUUUUCUUUUCAUUUUUAUACAGAAACAUAUGUAUAAAACUCCGCUUUAGCCAAGUAGAAUUACAUCUUGCGAUCUCUGCGGAGUGAAGAAACAAGUCGCGGAAUUUCAUUUUUCAAGAGGGACCAGCGGGACUAUGAUUUGAAUCAAAGGGACGGACGGAAUUGUUGUCUCCUAACAGGAUGAAUCUUCUGUUGCUCCAUGCCACUAUGUUGCUGUGGGCUUUGAGCCCCAGCAUGCAGAACUACUGUGAUAAAUCAUCUGAGACAAGCAAACUAAAUCUCUCUGUGACCUAUGAGCUCCCAACCUUCACCGCAGACUUCCCCAUUCAAAACAUGGUCACCCUGGACGGCAUCAUCUACGUUGGAGCUGUGAACAGAAUCUACGCCUUGGCCCCGAACCUCACAAAGCUGUCGGAGUACCACACAGGGCCACUGCUUGCCCACCAGGCUUGCGGCCUGACGCAGACAACAACGGGCGGCGCCAGUGGGGUUGACAACCACAAUAUCGCUCUGGUGGUGGAAAACAUUUACGACAAGGGAUUGUACAGCUGUGGUUCGGCAGAUAACGGCGUGUGCCGCCGUCAUGUCCUGGAUGAUGGCAAUAGCCUAAAAGCUAUUGACGAGGACGUCUACUGCUUUGCAGACAAAGUGCAGCCAGGCCAGGGCCACCCCAUCGAUGCAGAUGUUGUUGUCAGCCCAUCAGGUUCUCAAGUGCUCAAUGUGGAGAGCAAUGUCAUCACUUUUUUUGUUGGGAACUCUGAGAUCCCUAAGGCAGGAAACAUUUCAGGCAGUAUCAUGCGUCUGCACACCAUCUCACAGCGGAAGAUGAAGACGAGCCAAAACGGCUUCACUUUUUUCUCCAGCCUGUCACACAUGGAUUUGAUCCCCUCUCUCCAGGGAAACUACUACCUGCGAUACGUUUACUCCUUCCACAGCGGACCUUUCACCUACUUCCUUACGGUGCAGCAAGUGAACAAGGACACUCAGGCCUACCACACCCGCAUAGUACGCAUGUGUUCCUCAGACCUCGUAAUUCGGCGCUAUGUGGAAAUGCCCCUGGAGUGCAUCAGCACGAACAAAAGACGCAGACGCGCCACCGAAGAAGUGAAGGUGUUCAACAUCCUUCAGGCCGCCCACGUCACCAAGGUGGGCGACGACGCAGAACUGCAGAGGCAGCUGAAAGCGGAAGAGGACGAAGAUGUGCUGUUUGCCGCCUUCGCUCAGGGCCAGCCGGGCUCUCCGGAGCCGACCCCCAACUCGGCUGUCUGCGUCAUGUCUCUGAAGCACAUCAACAACAUGUUCAAGAUGUACAUGCAGAGGUGCAACACCAUUGACCCGUACCACUUCACUGGCUCAGAGAGGAAGUCCUGCUAUAAUAUGACUUCCUCAGACGACUGCGACCCCCACGAAGGAAUCCACGAGGGGAAGGAGGGCAUGUACCGCCUGCAGGUGACCCAGUUUGUCCAGAGGCUGGAGUUCUGGCACAAAGACUUGAAGAACACCUUGGUCACAUCGAUUACAGUGGUUCCAGUCAAUGGUCGCACUGUGGCGUACCUCGGCACGGCAGAUGGACGACAUAUACAGGUGCUCUUCUCCAGGUUUACGUCGCCCCAUGUGAACAUCGGCCUGGACUCCAGUCCUGUCUCUGCCAGCGUAGUUCUGCCAGACACGCCGCACUCUGAGGGAGCCGUGCUGAUGGCCACAGGCAGCAAGAUCACCAAGAUCCCUCUGAUUGGCCCAGGCUGUGGUCAGCUGACCACGUGUACAUCUUGUUUGCUGUCAUCCAAAGUGACGCAGUGUGGCUGGUGUGAUGGCCGCUGCACCAGAAGACCUCAGUGUCCCUCCACCUCCUCCUGGAGUCAGGACAACUGCACACCGGUCAUCACCAAGGUGUUCCCGUCCUCUGGACCAAUCAGGGGUUCUACAGCCGUAACUAUUUGCGGACGCAACUUCGGCUUCGACAAGACAGAGAACUUCAAAACUUCGAUGGUGAACGUGGAAGUGGCAGGAGCUCAGUGCAAGCUGGCUAGACAGGACAAUGUCAACAGAUGGACUGAGAUGCAGUGUUCCCCGUCGUUCAGUGGGAACUUCACUCCGUCCGGACACUUGGUGAAGGUCACCAGUGGCCACGCGGUAGCCAAACUGGAAGGCUUCAAAUUUGUGGACCCUGUGAUCAACAACAUCUUUCCCACAUUUGGUCCAAAGUCUGGUAACACCAUGUUGACUAUCAGAGGAGCCUUUCUGGACACUGGAAACAAACAAGUGGUGACUGUAGGGAAGGCAAGCUGCAAGAUCCAAAGCCUGUCGUUCUCCAUGCUGAUCUGUAAGACGCCACCGCACACACACGCCGUCCCGUCUGAGCAGCCGGUGAAGCUGACGGUGGAUUCGGUGGAGCGCCAGGCGCCCGUGCCGUUCACCUACAAUGAGGACCCGGUCAUAAGCAGCAUCCAGCCACUGCGCUCCUUCGUGAGCGGAGGCUGCACCGUCUCGGCUCAGGGCUCCUACCUCCAGUCCGGCCUCCAGCCCCAGAUGGUUCUCAGGACGGCUCAGGACACCGCCGUCUUCCACGUGAGCUGUGUGUAUGGUGAAAACCGGACCUCCAUCCAGUGCACCACGCCUUCCCUGGCUAAGCUACCCCUGCAGCCGCCGGUGGUCACCAAGGUGGCAUUUGUCUUGGAUGGCUACUUGACAGACCAGAAGGAUCUAAUCUAUGUGGAGGACCCCCUGUUCCAGGACCCCAAACUGACAUCCAAGGACAACAAGAGUAUCGUGGAGCUCAAAGUGAGGGGCGACCGCAUGGACAGGGAGGCAAUGAAGUGCCAGGUCCUGACCGUUUCUAACCACAGCUGCGAGAGUCUGACGGUGGUCGGAAACACCCUGGAGUGCACCGUUCCCACCCAGCUGCAGGCCGCCACUGCCAAGGAGCUGCAGGUGGAGUGGCGCCAAGCGGACUCCAUCAGGCAUCUGGGCAAGGUGACGCUGGCGCAGGAGCAGGACUACACAGGCCUCAUCGUGGGCUGUAUGUGUGUCAGCCUGCUGCUGCUCUUUCUGGGAUCGCUGCUGAUGUGGAGGAGGAACAAGCACAUCGAUGAUCUGUCUGAGGUGUGGUAUGAUGGCCGGGGUCACAUCCAGCAUCUGGACAGGCUGGCUAACGCGAGGAGCGUCAGCCCCACUAACGAAAUGGUCUCCCAUGAAUCAGUCGACUAUAGAACAACCCUGCUGGAGGAUCAGGGUGUCGACAGGCCUGAGACAUGUCGGGCAGCUCCUCCUAUGUACAGAGCCAAUGGGGAGCUGCUGUCUCCCAGACUGGGAACCCUUGGAGGGGGGCUGGGGCUGGGCAUGGAAGGUGACCUGGUGUCCCCCCUGUUGAUGGCUCCAGUCCACAUCGACCCGUCCUGUCUCCACCCGGACCUGCUGACUGAGGUGCAGCAUGUGGUGAUCGCAAGGGAGCAACUGCUGCUUCAUGUCAACCAGAUCAUCGGCAGAGGACACUUUGGCUGUGUUUUCCAUGGAACGCUGCUGGAACAAGAUGGGCAGAAACAGCAUUGUGCUAUCAAGUCGCUAAAUCGAAUUACAGACUUGGAAGAGGUUUCCCAGUUUCUGAAGGAGGGUAUCAUUAUGAAGGACUUCAGCCACACCAAUGUUCUCUCUCUGCUGGGCAUCUGCCUUCCGCCUGAGGGUUCACCGCUGGUGGUCCUGCCAUACAUGAAGCAUGGUGACCUGCGCAACUUCAUCCGUGACGAAGUGCAUAAUCCCACAGUGAAGGACCUGAUGGGCUUCGGACUGCAGGUUGCCAGGGGGAUGGAGUACCUCGCCAGCAAGAAGUUUGUCCACCGUGACCUGGCUGCCAGAAACUGCAUGUUGGAUGAGAGCUACACGGUAAAGGUGGCAGACUUCGGCCUCGCUAGAGACGUUUACGACAAAGAAUACUACAGCGUCCACAAUAAGAGCGGCGUCAAGCUGCCCGUCAAAUGGAUGGCCCUGGAGAGUCUCCAGACACACAAGUUCACUACCAAGUCAGACGUGUGGUCGUUUGGAGUUCUGCUGUGGGAGCUGAUGACCCGUGGGGCCCCGCCGUACUCCGACGUGAACUCCUUCGAUAUCACCGUGUUCCUCCUGCAGGGCAGGCGGCUGCUGCAGCCCGAGUUCUGCCCCGAUGCUCUCUACACGGUGAUGAUCGAGUGCUGGCAUCCCAAGCCUGAGCGUCGACCUUCCUUCUCCGAGCUGGUGUCCCGCAUCGCCGCCAUCUUCUCCAGCUUCAGCGGGGAGCACUACGUCCUCCUCAACACGACAUACGUCAACAUCGAGAAGAUGAGCCCGUACCCCUCCCUCCUCACCUCCACGUCAUCUUCCUUGGACUCCUCCUCCGAGCCCUGCACCUCCUCGUCCCUGCCCUCCCAUUCCCCGCUCCUCUGCCGCAUGGAGCGUGAAUGUUGCACCUGAAACAGGAAGGGAGGAAGUGGGGCCUAUCAACAACUGAGAGACAGACUCAGAGAGCAGGGAGCUACUGUGUAUAACUUGCCAAACACUGGAUGCUGCAUGCCAAGGACACCAGGGACUUCUUCAGAGCUCAGACUGAUCGGAAUCCUUUCGGAAACCUCAACGUGACGCAGUGCGAACCUGCUGGGCUCCUACCACAAACUCUCAACGAGCACAGUCCCAGACUUUUACAGGACAGAGGAACCCUGUCUCAAGGAGUUCCAGCUGACUAAAGCUGUCCUGGCGAAGAAGCACAUCUCAGUGUCCACUACACAAACGUCUCCUCUCCUCCAUUGCUUUGCUUCAGCAAAACAAUCUUCUUCUUUUUUGCCGCCGCACUCUGUAAUGUGAAUAUGCAGGAAAUGGACAUGUAUUUGUGUUGUUUAAGCCUCUCUUUCCUCCAUGAACACAAUGCGAGACACUGCAUCCUGCUGGGAUGAACCAUGGAGGAGGAACAAGCAGGCUGUGUAAAGACCCUGCUGUGUGCAUUUCACUGGAUGCUUUAUUUGUAUACUUACCCUUGGUCAAAGAGCUUUCACAUGCCUGGAAGUUAGGGGGGCGCAAAAAACCAAAAGGUUGCCUGUGUGAAACACCCAGAUGGUUCCUGGGUUAGUUAAUCAUAUAUCAGAGAAACAACUACAGUUGUCACACUUGAACGAACGUGGAUGCCCUCUAAGAAAGAAGGAAGACAAAGACAUAAGUUACCAUUUAAAACACUAGAUGGUGUAUUUGAAUGAGCUCUUGACAGUCUGCAGGUGGUUAAUAAUUCAAACUUGUGUUCUUCAAAACAUUCUUGAUUGUUUUCUUCAAGGAAGGAAUGACUGUCCUCAGGAUGUAUUGUUUUUAAUUAGGUGAGCCUUGCAAAAGUACACAGCCUACUGGAUUCUUUCACCUUUUGUCACAUUACAACUCCACUGGACUGUCCCACUAUGCUCCGCCUAUAUGUUCAGUCGCUGUUGGAAGGUGAACCUUGACCUGAAUCACCUGAUUGUACUGUAUUUAGAUCCACUGAUUGAUUCCCAUCAAAUAUGACCAGUUACCCUCUUUUUCCUGAAGGAAAAACAUCCCUAUAGCAUGACACUGCCAUGACCAUGUUUCACCAGAGGGUGGUGUGUUCAGGGUGACAAGUAGUGUUAGUGUCCCGUGUCAUCUAGAAAACUCAAUUUUGGUCUCAUCUGACCAUAUGUUUGCUACCUUCCCUUCAAGAGGGAAACAAUCAUUUUGUUUGUGCUACUUUAAAGACACAUCUAAUUUACAAAGUCACAAAAUUGACUUUCAAAUGCAACAAGUGGGCUGAAUAGAAAUAUAUGUCAGAUUUUAUUUGGGCAACAUUUGAGGUAACUUUUUUUAGGUAGAUUUUUUUUUAAACGUUAUAACUGUCACUAUGUUCUGACAGUAGAAUAUGAGAUGGGUAAUCUGUGAAAAAAAUCAAGCUCCUCCAUUUCCUCCUUGUGGUCCAACCGCCAUUUGCAGAAAUACAGCACUCCCAGUCAGAAACAACCAAUCAGAACCAGGAGGAGGGUCUUUAGCAGUAUCAGUCACACUAAACAUUGUUCAAGCUCACGAUUGCCGGUGUGCUGCUGCGGCAGUGCUAAUGGUGGAGAAAGAAUAUAACUCAAGGAAUUUACUCCUAAUUCCUCGAGUUCUCAGCUGGCUCCACUGUGGGGGAGGAGCUUUGGAGGCAGGGGGAGGAGCCAGCAAGGUGUGCUUGUUCAAAUUUUCCCCGGUUUUCUCAGAACUCCCUUCUGUAGCUUUAAAAAGCAUGUAUUACUUUCAUUCAGCUUCAUGAACGUAUACUACCUUGUGCUGGUCUUCAACAUAAAAUUCCUGUUAACUACACCAAUCUUUCCAAUUGUAAUGAGACAAAAUGUAGGAAAAGUCCAGAGGGUGUGAAUACUUUUCAGAGGGGAUUGCUGUAGUUUCACUAAACUGAUCACAAAUGGGCAUAAGCUUGUAAACCACUCUAAUGAUCAAUGUUAUGUUAACGAUUGCUUCAUGUAGCAGUUUCUUGGGUCUGGCUGCCAGUGUGUUCUGACAUGAACAUGGACAGGUAUGAAUGUUUGCUCUGAUGAGAAAAAAAUUGCUGUACUAUAUUUUUGUAUAUGACUGAUGAGCCUCUUUAAUGAAACACGUUCCAAUGGAAAGACCAUUAUAAACCAGUUGAACAACCUUUUUUUUUUUCAAUUUUGACAAAUCACUGCCAUUUUGUAGAUAAAGACAAUAAAGCAAUACGGAGCGUGGAUGGUUGUUUGGCCUCUGGCUGUUCUCAAAAGAUCACGGUAAAAGAACAGAACGAUGGAGGAGAAAAAGGACAAGACCUUCUCCCCGUUACAGAAGGACUGCUGUCUCCUCCAUCACGGUCUCUACCGUGUUUAACACUGAUUGUUGUACAGUAUGUGUGCAUAUCAUUUUGUUCUGUCUCUAAGAAGUAUUGAAGGUACAUGUUCCUACAUGAUGUAUAAUAAACCUUGUAAGGGUAAUAAAGCUAUGAUUUAAAUG